Aspergillus alliaceus is the source of this 1613-nucleotide messenger RNA. Its product is annotated as WKF domain-containing protein. The transcript has a single exon. Bases 138 to 1355 code for a protein of 405 amino acids. Lineage: Eukaryota; Fungi; Ascomycota; Eurotiomycetes; Eurotiales; Aspergillaceae. The record is from RefSeq and is a predicted model, not a curated record.
CAACAGUCCAAAUCGAUUCGCACAACCCACACCCUCCACUUCGAUACCUCCCGUGCCAUCUCUUCCGCCGAUUCUACAGGAUCUCCAAAUAAACGCGACUCGAAUUUUCCCGGCGGCAACCCCGAAAAUCAGCCUCAAUGGCGGACGAAGAGUCUUCUCAGCCGUCGCACGUCCCGGCGUGGAAGAAACUAGGCUUGAAGCUCAAAUACGCAAAGGAUCCAUUAGAAGAAAAGGCCCAGGGAAAAUCCGGCGAAGAGGAAGUUGAUACGUCGUCCUCGAAGAAAAAGAAACGCGACGGCAACGCCGAAAAAGACGGCAAGAAGUCGCGCAAGAACAAGAAACGACGACACGAUGAGGAUAAUGAGGAGCGGGAGGGGAAGGAUAGACGUGAGCCUGACGCACAGGACGAAGAGUCUCCCAAAAAAAAGAAGAAGAAGACGGUGUCUUUCUCGACCGAGGUGAAGGAGAAGGAGAUACCUAGUCGCGAUUCGCAGGAGGAUGUAGAUGGUGAUGCCGAGGCUGACGCUGAGGAUGAAGGGAAGAAGCAGAAGAAAAAGAAAGAGAAGAAGAAGAAGAGGAGUAAGGAGUACUCGACAGCCGGAGACUCAGCGAAUGAUGCGUCUUCGAAAAUCUAUGAAGCUCCGAUUCUUUCCUAUCUGAAUCUGUACUACAAACAUCGGUCGGCGUGGAAGUUUCAGAAGAACCGUGAAACACAACUUUUCAAGCACGUUCUCUCGCUGGAGCAGGUGCCGACUGCAUACAAUGCCGCUCUUCUGGUUUACCUCCAGGGGUUGAAGAGUGAGGGUGCUAAGCAGAGGCUGCGUGAGAUCGCUGAGGAAGCUGUGAAAGCAGAGAUUGAGGAGGUUUCGUCUGUUGAUAAGGAGGACAGUGCCGCGGACGAAUCCAAAGAACCCUCACCGGAAAAGGCGAGUUACGACACCGCUGUUGGCGCUUUUAGGGGGUGUUUGCACCACGGUAAACAUGAUGAGUUGGAUACCACUGGAUCUACCGAUCAUUUGGAAGGCGAUGUGUUGAAGAAGCUGGAGAGUAGGAUGCGAGCGGAGCUCGUUUUGUUCGCUGUCAAUGGCUCGUUGUUCAACUACCAGAAGCCAAAGCCUCCUGCACAGAAAGGGAAGGGUGCGAACAACCAGACAAACAAGAAAAAGAAGAAGAAUAGAACUGCCAUUAUCGAAAUAUCGAGCAGUAGUGAAAGUGACAGCGACAGCGACAGCGACGAUAAGGCUGGCAGCAAGAAGAAGCAGGAAAGUUCGAGUGAUUCGUCUUCGGAUUCAAGCAGCGACAGCGACUCUGAUAGCACAAGCUCGAGCGAUUCGUCUUCAUCCUCUUCCUCUUGAACUUCCAAUGCGUUGGCUCUACGAGCGAGCUGUUUUGUCAAAUCCCCUCUACGCUUCCGCUCGAGGUGGUUUCUUCAGCUACCUUUCUCGCACUAUGUCACAUUUUUACUAAAAGUUUUUAAGUAUUGCGUUCGAAAAAGUCUUAGCGAAAAGUUUGAUACCUGGUCUAAGGCAUAUGAAGGAGUUUGUCAGACUGAUGGCACAUUCACCGUUGUUUAAUUGCCAUUGUAUACCCAGUAUAUACGGAUAGAACAGUAC